Molecule: messenger RNA, 759 nt
Organism: Myotis brandtii (Brandt's bat)
Lineage: Eukaryota; Metazoa; Chordata; Mammalia; Chiroptera; Vespertilionidae
Product: olfactory receptor 18-like
Exons: 2
Coding region: 1-759 (252 amino acids)
Biological process (GO): G protein-coupled receptor signaling pathway
Cellular component (GO): membrane
Molecular function (GO): G protein-coupled receptor activity; olfactory receptor activity
Source: RefSeq, a predicted model, not a curated record
AUGUGUCCUAUCUUCAUAGAACCACAGAAUCAAACAGGUGAUUCAGAAUUCUUCCUCCUGGGACUCUCAGAUGAUCCAGAACUGCAGCCUCUUCUGUUUGGGCUCUUCCUGUCCAUGUACUUGGUGAUCAUGCUUGGAAACUUACUCAUGAUCCUGGCUGUCAUCUCUGACUCCCACCUCCACACACCUAUGUACUUCUUCCUUUCCAAUUUGUCCUUGACUGACAUCAGUUUCAGCACCACUACAGUUCCCAAGAUGCUGGUGAACCUCCAGACACACAGCAAAUCCAUCACCUAUGCAGGCUGCCUAACUCAGGUUACCUUUUUUUCUCUUUUUGGAUGUUUGGACAGUCUACUCCUGGCUGUGUUGGCCUAUGACAGGUUGGUGGCCAUUUGUCAGCCCCUACACUACCUGGUCAUCAUGAGCCCCCGCCUCUGUGCCAUCUUUGGUGGUGUCCCACUCUCAGGGAUCCUUUUCUCUUACUAUAGAAUUGUGUCCUCCAUUCUGAGAAUCCCAUCAUCAGGUUCAAAAUAUAAAGCCUUCUCCACCUGCGGCUCUCACUUGUCAGUUGUUUGCUUAUUUUAUGGAACAGGCCUUGGUGUGUACCUCAGUUCCGCUGUGUCAUCUUCCCCAAGGAAGGAUGCGGUGGCCUCAGUGAUGUACACUGUGAUCACCCCCAUGCUGAACCCCUUCAUCUACAGCUUGAGGAACAGAGACAUCAAGAGUGCCCUAUGGAGGAUGGUCCAAAGAAUAGGCUGA